AUGGUCAAGGCUCGGAAAUAUGUGGUCAAGCGAUACUUUGAAGGUGUACCAAAACGCGAUGAUUUUGAAAUCAUUGAGUACGAAUUGCCACCUAUCCAGAAUGGUGAAAUUCUAGUUAAAGCAGAGUGGGUUAGCGUCGAUCCUUACUUGAGAGCGUAUAACAAUUUCCGGUUUCCGGUGCCUUAUGACCAGUUUUCUUAUCAAGUUGGAUUGGUGGAAGACUCUAAGGACCCUCGAUUUCCCGUCGGUACUAGAGUUGUUUCACACAAGGGCUGGUGUGACUAUAGUGUCAUGAACGCAAAUGUGAGUAAUUCUCCAGCAGAAAUAAUAUACAAGCUGCCUGAUAUGAAGGAUUUUUCGAAUUCUUUGGGUAUUGGAGCAGUGGGAUUGCCAGGAGCCACGGCGUAUUUUGGACUUCUUGAAAUAUGUCAACCGAAAGCCGGUGAGACUGUUGUAGUUACUGGUGCUGCCGGAGCAGUUGGAUCACUGGUCGGCCAAAUUGCAAAGAUAAAAGGUUGUCGAGUGAUUGGAUUCGCAGGUUCAGAUGACAAAGUUAACUGGUUGGAAAAAGACCUAGGAUUCGAUAAAGCGUUCAAUUACAAAACUGUGGAUGUUCAAAAGGUUCUCAAGAAAGCGGCGCCGAAAGGAGUCGAUUGCUACUUCGACAAUGUUGGAGGUGAAAUAAGCAGCAUUAUUAUAGGUCAAAUGAAUGACUUCGGAAGAGUGGCUGUAUGCGGAAGUAUAAGUUCUUACAAUGAUGACUUCGCUAAACUACCGAAAGCUACUAUAUUACAAAUACCUUUAGUCAUGAAGCAAUUAAAAAUAGAAGGUUUCUUAGCACCACGAUGGAGAGACCGCUGGUCUGAAGCUUUUUCGGAUCUAUACAAAUGGAUUAAGUCAGGAGAUUUGAAAACGAGAGAGCACGUUACUGAAGGCUUUGAUAAACUUUACGAUGCAUUUAUAGGAAUGUUGAAUGGUGAAAACAUCGGUAAAGCUCUAGUCAAAAUUUAA
This is a messenger RNA of Pararge aegeria (speckled wood butterfly), 1011 nucleotides long. RefSeq names its product prostaglandin reductase 1-like. The transcript has a single exon. Bases 1 to 1011 code for a protein of 336 amino acids. Gene Ontology annotation, cellular component: cytoplasm. The record is from RefSeq and is a predicted model, not a curated record. Gene Ontology annotation, biological process: prostaglandin metabolic process. Gene Ontology annotation, molecular function: 2-alkenal reductase [NAD(P)H] activity; 15-oxoprostaglandin 13-reductase [NAD(P)+] activity. Lineage: Eukaryota; Metazoa; Arthropoda; Insecta; Lepidoptera; Nymphalidae.